Molecule: messenger RNA, 1452 nt
Organism: Cladophialophora yegresii CBS 114405
Lineage: Eukaryota; Fungi; Ascomycota; Eurotiomycetes; Chaetothyriales; Herpotrichiellaceae
Exons: 5
Coding region: 1-1452 (483 amino acids)
Source: RefSeq, a predicted model, not a curated record
AUGCUUUCCGAAGAACAGAUUCGUCUCUUUCAUGAGAAUGGCUACUUGAUACUUCGCGAUGUUCUCUCGGCGGAUGAAGAGAAGGACCUCCAGAAAUGGGCGCAAGAAGUCCAUGACUGGCCGACAGAUGAGCACAGCCCUUGGAUGCCGUAUGAGGAGAUCAAUGCCCAGGGCGAGACAGUGCUCUGCCGGACGGAGAAUUAUGCAAACUCCCACGAAGGACUCAAUAACCUCCUCCGUGGACAGAAGCUGCUCCGGCUGCUCGAGCUGCUGUCUGGCGAGGAGAUGUUGCUUUUCAAGGAGAAGAUCAACUACAAGCUUGCAGGAAGCGGCGGUUUUGCUCCCCAUGUCGACUCCACGGCGUACACCCACAUCAAGAAGAUCAAACACCUUGCUAUUCUGCUGGCGGUCGACCCAUCGAAUAUGACGAAUGGUGGGUUGGAAGUCGUGAAAGGAAGCCACGAGAUGGAGGUUCCGAUCGGACAAGAUAACUGCAUUGAGCCGGAAUGGGCGAAGCAGCAGACCUGGACGCCCGUUGAGCUUGCAGCUGGCGAAGCUCUCGUCUUUGGAUCGUACCUUGCCCAUCGAAGCGGUGCAAACUACAGUGGUCUGGAUCGGAAAGCGCUUUAUGCCACUUACAAUUGCGCUAGAGAGGGUGAUCUGCAUGACGAGUAUUACGCGCACAGAAAGGUGAUAUGGCCACCAGUGCAACUCAGAAAGCAAGGCGAAACUUACCAGGAAGGCGCGCUGAGAUAUGGGUACGGCAGUCCCAUGCUGAGCGUCGAUGCUGGAAAGCAGCUUGUGUUCGAUGAGGAGGUAUCGCCCUCGAAAUUAGCGGCUUCGCAGGCCACUUCUCAGAUCUUCGCCAUUCUCAAUACGCACGGGCAGAGUGAUUACAUAGGGGAACCGAUAUCGCAGAUUGAACACUCACUCCAAUGUGCUUACCUUGCUGUGCAAAGCUCAGCAGAUCCCCAGACAAUAGCUGCCGCUUUACUUCAUGACAUCGGGCAAAUCAUCCCAGAAGCCAACGCCGAAAAGCUACUGGGAGCAAAAGUACAGAACAUGCACCAGGACGUCGGUAUGCGUCUUGACUCGAAGUGGUCUGAUAGUGUGGGCCGGGUGGCACAUGAAAGCCUGGGUGCCCAGUAUCUGCUCGCGUUGGGAUUUCCGGCAAAGGUGGCCGAGCUGGUGGAAGCUCAUGUGCCGGCAAAGAGGUAUCUCUGUGCGACGGAGUUGGGCUAUUACGACACGCUGAGUGAUGCGAGCAAGGAGAGCUUGCGGUUUCAAGGAGGGCCGAUGAGCUCAGAAGAAGUCCGGCUAUGGCAGGAAGGUAGGUGGCCAGCGGAAAAGGCGAACCUGAGAAGGUGGGACGAUGGAGCCAAAGUGGUUGGGCUGGAGGUGCCCGGUCUCGAGACUUAUCGACACAUUCUGGAGGAGGUUUUGAGUCAGUAA